Coregonus sp. 'balchen' is the source of this 4649-nucleotide messenger RNA. Lineage: Eukaryota; Metazoa; Chordata; Actinopteri; Salmoniformes; Salmonidae. The record is from the annotation of a GenBank genome assembly.
UGCCUCCCCCCUUUUUUUUUUAUUGACGUUUCGCUUAAUUCUAGCUUGCGGGCUACUGGCGUUUUGCAGGGUCAUUUGUUUUUUAUUCGGUGACAUUUAGCGUCACGGCUUCUGAACGGAUAUGUGCAUGUUUUGCACAAAAGAGAGGCGUUUGUAACGGUCAGGUUGUUGAAAAAUUGUGGAGACAACAUCUUUCUUCCUUUGGAUUCCUGACGUUUUGGCUUCCUUUGUCAGCUUGACUUCCGUUUUCAUGUGCAAUCAACAGUGGAAAAAUAGCUAGCUAGCUAUCUCUUGCUAGGAAAAACCUAGCCAAUGUUUUAAGUUGUACUUAGGCGUGAGCAAUAUAAGACUUUCUAUCGGCAAACAAGUCUGCUUUAAGGGGCUCAUUUCCAACGUUGAUUUGUAAGCUAGUUUUCAGGCUAGUUUCCUAACACGAAUGCUAGGUGGCUAGCAAGGCUAGCUAGCUUGCUAACAAUACUGCUGCACAUUUCUCACUAUUGUCCGUCGGUACGCAGUGCUAGAGAAGUGUCGAAAUAUCUGAAUGAGAGGUCGAACAUUUACUGUCCUCUUACAUUAUUUUUUGUACUGAGGCCCGAAGAAACUACGUUUUUAGCUAGCCCCAGCUAGCUUAAUUAGCAAACCAAAACACCAUGUUUCGAUAUUUAAAUGACGUGGAUGACAACCCUUACAUGAUGUGAGUAUCGCAUUGCCUUUUAUCCAAGCGAACUGCAUGUCUUGGUUUUAUACUCACUUUAAUGAUUCAAGUCAUUGUCGUUGUUUGUUCUGAGAUUUAAAGGCCUAAUCUCCUGCCACCAUGUGUAGCCAGGCAGCCAGAAUAUAUUAGGUAACUACAUACAUCAUAUAGCUAAAUAAAUACUAUGCAUGCCAGUCUCUCUUGGCUAAGAGUUGAGGAGAGACUGACUGCAUCACUUCUUUUUAUAAGAAACAUGAAUGUGUUGAAAAUCUCAGAUUGUUUGCAUAGUCAACUUACACACAGCUCUGACACACACACUUACCCCACCAGACAUGCCACCAGGGGUCUUUUCACAGUCCCCAAAUUCAGAACAAAUUCAAGAAAGCAUACAGUAUUAUAUAGAGCCAUUAUUGCAUGGAACUCCGUUCCAUCUCAUAUUGCUCAAAUAAACAGCAAACCUCGUUUCAAAAAACAGAUAAAGCAACACCUCACGGCACAACACCUCUCCCCUAUUUGACCUAGAUAGUUUGUGUGUAUGUAUUGAUAUGUAGGCUACAUGUGCCUUUAAAAAAAAGAGUAUUUAGUUCUGUCCUUGAGCUGUUCUUGUCUAUUAAUGUAAUGUAUUAUGUCAUGUUUUGUGUGGACCCCAGGAAGAAUAGCUGCUGCUUUUGCAUCAGCUAAUGGGGAUCCUAAUAAAAUACCAAUUACCAAACUAUAUCACGGCUUGGAUCAUGGUUAUGUCUAGCUUAUUAUUUUUUACAUAAGUACAUGUGUUUACCCCUUAUAUUCUCAUUCUAUGAUGAGUAAUCAUGGUCAAAAAUACACCUGGAAACCGGUGGAUUUCUCACCUGAGUGUUCACGAUAAUGUCAGCAACCCCUUUCCUUAUUCACUACUGUGUGUGUGUGUGUUUUCAUGGUCUGUACUCUCAGUGAGAAGUUGUUUCUGUUUUAUAGGGAUCCAUUCGCAGCCCACAGGCAACAGAUGAGGAGUCUGUUUGGGUCUUUUGGCUACGAACCUUUCCCCCUCAGCCCGCAGAUUCAGCCUCCCCGUGCACCCCACCUUCAGGUGUGUGUGUGCAUGUUUGAGAGAGAAAGAGCGAGUCAGUCACUAUUCUGUGUGUAUCUCUAGUAAGUGUGUGAUGUUGGGGUCAAUUCCAUUUCAAAUUCAGGAAGUACACUACAAUUCAAAAUUUCUUCAAUGAGUAAACAUUAGAAUUUGAAUUGGAGUUAGGUUUACUUUUUGAAUUAAAAUGGAAUUGACCCAACCCUGGUAGGUAUACAACACACCAUAGCUAUUUCCCCUUUGAUUAUAUAUAGUGUAGACUAAUUUUAUAGUACUUCAUGCCACACUGCGUUGUUACUGCAUAUUUGUUGUCUGCUGUUAAAUAACCUCCUACUGCUUUUCAGGCUGGAGCCCUGCAGCCAUUUGGAAUGAUGGGAAUGGUGAGUCCUUGUCCCUGCGUGUCAAGAUGUUCUCUCUGCUUCUUAGCACCCAGAAAGCACCCAAGGCCCUGUUCCAAUAUGUUUAAAACUAAUUCUCAAUUUCAGAAUCAGAUAACUGACUUCCUCAUGUGUUCCUUCCCCAGGGAGGAGGCUUCAUGGACAUGUUUGGGAUGAUGGGAGGAAUGAUGGAGAACAUGGUGAGUAUGUCCAGAAAGAUUCCUGAUAUUCCCUCACCUUGCUGCUUUCCCAGAUCCAGAUCAAACCUGUUCCUGGGCUUAAGAACACCCUCAAUGGAGAUUCUCUGCAUCCACAAAAAAAAAACAUUUUAUAGUUAAUGUUUUGUGACCCAGCAACAACUCAGCCUAAAGCAAAGACCCAACAGGAGUUCACAGUGGUUGAAACUUAACACAUCUUGUCUAGCUGGAUUAUGUUUAUCUUCUUUCCCUUUAGGACAGAAUGUCGGGUUCGCCAAACUGUCAGACGUUCUCUUCCUCCACAGUCAUCUCUUACUCCUCCUCAGACAUGGGAGCCCCUAAAGUCUACCAGCAGACCAGCGAACUAAGGACUGCACCUGGAGGGGUAAGAGAGAGUGGGCCAAAUUGCAUCUACUGCUGUGAUUGCAUGUACAUUUUUCAUUAGGGGUUUACAACCCCAGUCCUCUACUACCAGCUGCCUGCUGAACACUACUUCCUCCUCCCCUCAGAUUCGCGAGACGCGCCAAUCAAUGCGUGACAGCGAGAGCGGCUUGGAGCGCCUGGCCAUCGGCCACCACAUCUGGGACCGCGGUCACGUGAUGGAACGCUCCCGAAACCGCCACACGGGCGACCGCGAAGAACGGCAGGACUUCAUCAACCUGGAGGAGAGUAAGUCAUGGAGCUACUCACUACGGUUCUGCAGAAUCAGUAUGACCAUACACAAUUUUAUAACCCCAAAGUAAUAAUAAAUAAAUGUUCCUUUGGGGAAAAAAUGCACAUGGAGGAUUAGUGGCUGUAUUUACAACUGUUUGUUUCCAUUGCUAGACUUGCCUGGUUUAGAGGUACGUCUGGCCAGGUUUCUGACCCCCCACCUCCCCUGUCCCUCUCUCAGGUGAGGCUGCUGCCUUCAAUGAAGAGUGGAGGAGCACGGCCGGAAGGUACCCUCCCCCAAACGCACGGGGGAUAGACUACGGCCGGGACAGGAGGGCAGGGGGGCAACAGCUGGCCCUCGCCGCCCCACCCAGCUCCUCGUCUCCGCCCACCCCUCGCCACGAGUCCCCCAGACACCCCCCACCCGCAACUCGCCCCCGCUACGACUGGUGAGAGGUAGGAGGAGCAUGACCUGUGUGUGUCCAUGUGUGCAUGUCUGUCUUUGUGUGUUUUGUAAAAGUGUGUGUACUGUGGACAGCACGGCACAGUCCCAAAUCAAUUCCUGUACCCUUUGUUGAUCUAAAAGUAGUGGAUAGGCAUCAACUUGAUAAAUGGUCUUUGCUUAUGCCAAUCCCGAUCCAGUCCUUUCAAAUAAAUCCACUAGGGGAGUCAAAGUCCAUGGAACAGAUGAGAUCAGUCUGGAACUGGUCCUGUCCCAGUUGUUAGCCUGUCUGGGGUCAAUGGGUGUAUCUCAAUAGUCUACAGUGGUUUAUGUUACACCACUCCUCCAUCUGCUCUGACAUUAAACAACUGGACAGGCAAAAGCUCAUUCCCAGUAAGAAUCCUCCAUAUUGCUUUUGACAUAGCCAGUGUUUUCAGAUCAGUGGAGGAGACGAGGGACAAGAAGCCACUGAUGAUGUCAUGUGUUCUCUCCUGCCAGGGGUCAAGGGUGAAAGGUGAGCAGAAGGAUGGAGGAGAGGAGACCGAGGGGAUCUGCCUGAUGCUGUGAACGAAGAAGGGAGAAGAGGGUCACGACUGACCGUCAAGAUGUUUGAUAUGAUGGGACUGUCUAUAUAAAAACUAUACAUUUAACACACACACACACAUCAGAACCCAACACACUCAAUACCCGCAAUUAUGGUUCAACCUCUGCUGUACCGUUCACAUACACACGUGCGGACACACAUGCACACACAUGAUUACUCACACUCAAGUUGUAUAUAAAGCCACCCUCCAACUUUACAUGCGUUAAUUGCCCACCUCACUAUAUAAAUAUAUAUACAUUGCCACACUACAUAAUACACACGUGCUGUACAGUCCAUAUAUGUUUGUGUAGACACUAGUGUGUCUGUGAAUUGAAUUGUAUACUGUUGACUAAUUAAACUAAUUAAUGAAAACAAACAUUAAACAUUGUUAGAUAAUUGCACACUGUGUUGUGGUUUGUCAUGGAAUAGUGAGUGGAUGGGUUAUGUUUUUAGAACAGGUUUUGACCUGGCGAAGACUGAUAUUACUAAAGGUGGUAUUGGAGCAGUGGAGUUUGCUGCCGUUUUUCUAGCUUUAUACAGUCUCUUGUCUGAAAUUCCGUUUCGAGGUAGGAAGUAAACUGACAUUCCAAUACACAUUUUCGUUGUUGAAAAGCCAUGGGAAUUGGAAUUUCAGUUUACUUC